Messenger RNA from Oncorhynchus keta (chum salmon), 3018 nucleotides. RefSeq names its product RING finger protein 223. The record is from RefSeq and is a predicted model, not a curated record. Gene Ontology annotation, biological process: protein ubiquitination. NCBI's taxonomy places the organism in Eukaryota, Metazoa, Chordata, Actinopteri, Salmoniformes, Salmonidae. The coding region runs from base 276 to 992 and encodes 238 amino acids. The transcript has 2 exons. Gene Ontology annotation, molecular function: ubiquitin protein ligase activity.
CCUGUUCUCCAGACAAGCCUGUGGGCAUUGCAGGUGUAGGUGAGACUCCACUGUUAGUUCGUAGACAGCAGAGAGAGGGAGUGACUGAGUUAUUACCUGAAGGAUCACAAAGACAAGAGAAAAGUCAUAUCUGUUGACACUCCAUCAGUUGGCCAAAUACUGCCCCCUGGACAAAAAAAGCACCUCCUCUGGAAAUACAACAGACAUUGAAUCAAAACUACUACUAAUACCACUCCCUACAGGUGCGUAUCAGAAAACCAGAGGGAGAGUAAACCAUGGAGGUCACCAAGGUCUGGCACAUCCAGGCCCUGGACCCAGUGCCCGAGGAAGAUCAGCAGGUGUCGGACUCUUCCUCCGGUGGGGACAAGCCAGAGUGCUCCAUCUGUUUCAACACCUAUGACAAUGUCUUCAAGACGCCCAAGCUGCUGGACUGCACCCACACCUUCUGCCUGGAGUGUGUCACGCGGGUCAUGGCCGUGUCUGUGGAACAGGACGGGGGCCAGAUCCCCUGCCCCCUCUGCAGGCACCCCACCUCCAUCCCCGCCAGCGGUCCCCCUGCCCUCCUCACAAGCCUGGAGGUUCUGGGCAGGCUCCCCACCCACCUGCAGCAGGAGGAGAGGGUGUGGAUGGAGGGGAAGAAGCUGUGUUACUCCAGCCUCGGCAGCCCUGACCCCCUCCACCCUGUCGGCUCCUCCACCUGUAUCUGUAUCGACAUUGGGAGGAUCCAGGAGGAUGCUGUGUCCAGACAGACUGAGGCUGAACAAGGGAGACGCGUCUGGGGCAGACGAUACCUCUGUAGCUUCUUCUCAGACUGGAAGCGGCUGGUGUUGUUCGUGGUGCUGCUGGUCAUGCUGGUGUGUGUCAUCAUGUGGCCGCUGCAGUGUGUCUUUAGUACAGGAUCGGUUCGUUGUUUGAAAAGCAAGGCUCCAACCACUGUGGGGCAGACCCCUACUCCCUCUACAGCUUCCACCAUCACUCAGCUGCUACGGUGAGAUAAGGAGGGGAGACCCAAUGUGCAGCAAAGGGCCUGGGGGCACCUUAUUAUCGCAGGUGACUCUGACUGGCACAGCAGGACUGUGAAGGAUGAGACUGAAAGACAAGCUAGCUCUCCUGGUGAAAGGACUUCAAAUGAGCCAUAGAGAUCCUAUUCAAUUACUAAAUGGGCUACAUUGAGCUCCAAAAGUAUUGGAACAGUGACAUGUUUUGUUGUUUUGGCUCUGUACUCCAGCACUUUGGAUUUGAAAUGACACAAUGACUGAGGUUAAAGUACAGUCUGUCAGCUUUAAUUUGAGCAUAUUUUCAUCCAUAUCGGGUGAACCGUUUAGAAAUCACAGCACUUUUUGUACAUACAGUGCCUUCGGAAAGCAUUCAGACCCCUUGCCAUUUUGUUACGUUACAGCUAUAUUCUAAAAAUGUAUGAAAUGUUUUUUUUUGCUCAUCAAUCUACAAACAAUACCCCGUAAUGACAUCCAGGCUGUAUCACAACCGGCCGCGAUCGGGAGUCCCAUAGGGCAGCACACAAUUGACCCAGUGGCGUCCGGGUUUGGCUGUGUAGGCCAUCAUUGUAAAUAAGAAUUUGCUCUUAUCUGACUUGCCUAGUUAAAUAAAGGUUCAAUUAAAUAAAAACAAAUGACAAAGCAAAAAAAGGUUUUUAUUUAUAAACAUUUUAAAACUGAAAUAUAACAUUUACAUGAGUAUUCAGACCCUUUAAUCAGUACCUUGUUGAAGCACCUUUGGCAGUGAUUACAGCAUCGAGUCUUCUUGGGUAUGACGCUACAAGCUUGGCACACCUGUAUUUGGGGAGUUUCUCUCGUUCUUCUCUGCAGAUGCUCUCAAGCUCUGUCAGGUGGGAUGGGGAGUGUUGCUGCACUGUUAUUUUUAGGUCUCUCCAGAGAUGUUCGAUCGGGUUCAAGUCCAGGCUCUGGCUGGGCCACUUAAGGACAUUCAGACACUUGUCCCGAAGCCACUCCUGCGUUGUCUUGGCUGUGUGCUUUGGGUCGUUGUCCUUUUGGAAGUUGAAACUUUGCCCCGGUCUGAGGUCCUGAGCGUUCUGGAGCAGGUUUUCAUCAACAACAAAAAAGGAGUCACUGUCCCAUUACUUUUGGAGCUCACUGUAUGUCAUCAACCCUGAAAGUCCCAGAAUGGGGUGAAAAUGGCAGCCAUAUUGGUCAGGGAGAAAUCCAAACAAGUCUAAUUGGAAUGAAUGCCAGUAGAGGCAUAAUCCUGAUUUUACUUAUGCAGGAUAUUAAAAGUAAGGCAUGUGAAAUAUCAGAAAUUGUGUAAUAUAAUUUUUGUCAACCUACAAUAUUGUCAUAUAAUUAUAAAUACAGUGUAUAUGGUUUUUAUACACAUUUUCUGAAAAAAUGUUGGCACAUUGUCAUUUAAUUUAAUACAUUUAUGGAAUCAUUAUUCUAAAACUGUCUGGCUGGCUAGCUAACAAAUAUACUGUGCAGAUACAUUUAAAAAUGCAUAGGUUCUUUGAGGGUACAUUGUUUUAUAUGAUAGUUUGUUUUACAUGUGAGAUAUUUCUUUGAUUAAAUCAUGUACCAAAUUAAACAUUUUUGUUUUUAGCAAAUAAUACUGCCUUUUUUAGGAUACCUAGGGCUCUAUUCAAUCUGUAACGCUAAAUAAAUUGUUAUGUAAAAAAAAUGGAAAGGUUACAGAUUCCGCAAUAUAAAUGUAAAGGUCAUUUCCAAUUGAUCCGACAUAUGCAGUGUUUUCCAUGAAUGCAGUCUCUGCUAAAGCGGGAACAUUGCCUUUAAAUUUCAAUCACGCUGUAACGCUGAACUUGCGUGAUCCGUUAUGAAUAGAGCCCCUAGUGUUUGGUUUGUGGGUUCUUUGGAAAAGACAGUGGCAUCUUGGUAUUUUCAUGGCCUUGAGUGGUGAUCAUCACAUGAGCACACCUAAUCCGCAUGCAUGUCUCACAUUCACACUUACACAUUUUAUUACUUUCAAUCAGCUGACACGCAGCUAUUUCAUUUUACUGUACCUCCUUAUAUAAAGACCAGUACACCUCUA